UCCUCUCGAACUGCCCUCAUUCAGUAGACCAGUAGCUUUCCCUUCCCUUCUCCUCUUCCCUGCCUCUCUUCUUCCUCCCUCCCUCCCUCCCUCUGUUCUCAACCGGAGAACACGCCAUGUACCGACCCGUCUCCCAUCUUCCGGGCAACGCCCUCUAUUCCUCGCCGGCGCAGCGGUGGCAGGAGGCCUGGGCUCGGUUGCUAGCUCCUUUGACUCUUUGGCUAUGUGUUUCGGUGAGCCUGAGGUACGGGUACUAUGGGGACUCUCGCAUGGUGAUCGGCCCGAGCUCGUCGCGGCUGAUCACGGCGAGCUCAUUGUUCGUGGACCGGGUCGAGGUGCGGGACGAAGCUAGGAAAGGGGUCAGCGUCUAUGGCUUCUCCGAGAAGCCCCAGUUGAGCUACGAGACAAACUGGACGGCGUCGAAUUAUCUGAUCGUGGGCUCUUACAAUCGCAAGAUGGGUUCCUAUGCUGCGGUGCAGGGAUUCAACCUGUGGUUAAACAGAGGUUCGAAAAUCCGAAUGCGAUGGGAAGCUCAGACGAGCCACUUAAAUCAACUGCAAGUCGCUUUGAUUAAAGGGGAGCUUAAGUACGAAACGUUGCAGCCAAGUUUUUCGAGUUCCCCUGAUGAGGCAGCGCUCAAAGAACCAAUUAACUUUAAAGAAGCCGAGUACUAUAUUGAAGAAGAUGACAAAUACUAUGUAAAAGUUGUAAACGCCAAUUCUAGGAGCAUCAUCAUGUCGAUGAGCAUGAACGUUUCAUCAAAGAUAUAUGACACAACAAAGGCAAAGAUUAUGUGCUCGACAUUACAGGGGUCCUGUCAGCUGAAGCUCCUGUUCCCUAAUACUCAGUACGUGGUGGUAACCACACCAAGCAAUGGCGACCUCGGCGAUUGGUACAUCGAGCUCUCUUUCGUGGCUCGUGUCAUAACUUACAUUGCAAUUCUAGGAUUCAUUGUGAUUGUCAUUUUUCUAAUACUGAAGUACCUUGGAGUUUGUGAUGGUGAGAAUGAGGACCAUGUAGACGACACCCCCACGUUUUCUGUUCAGGAAGUGACGGAGACUGCUCCUAUGAUGCCGGAGAAAUCAAGUAGGCCCACGUAUGGAACCAAUGAGGAGGAGGAUGAUGAUGGGGGAUCAUCUAGUAGCUCUUCAGAGGAUUUAUAUGAUGCGAAAUUAUGCGUGAUCUGUUAUGACGACCAAAGGAAUUGCUUCUUCGUCCCUUGUGGACACCGUACUACUUGUUAUGACUGUGCUCAAAGGAUCAUGGAGGGGGAGAGCAAAGUAUGUCCAAUUUGCCGGAGGCUUAUCCGUAAAGUGAGGAGAUUGUUUAGCCCAUAAAUAGAAAUUUGACUGUGUACAUCGCGUGCUCAUCUAUAAGAAGAAGAAAUUUUACAGUCUGGUGAGAGAGAGGGUCAUCUGUUUUUGUAUCCUGAGUCCUCUGUCUGGCUUCUUAAUUUUCUAAUCCAACUCUUCAUUGCCAUUCGACUUGCUGGAUCAAGUUGGCAGGAAUUUUGUGAGGAUUAAAACUGAACUGUUGUUACUAGGAUGAAUUGUGAUUCGUUCAGAAAUAGAAUUCAAUCGGGAAAGGAUAGUCGCAAUUGUAUACUUGAAAA
Molecule: messenger RNA, 1612 nt
Organism: Eucalyptus grandis
Lineage: Eukaryota; Viridiplantae; Streptophyta; Magnoliopsida; Myrtales; Myrtaceae
Product: E3 ubiquitin-protein ligase APD2
Exons: 8
Coding region: 117-1337 (406 amino acids)
Source: RefSeq, a predicted model, not a curated record